UGUACAUGGAAAAUGCUCGUAAAAUAUUAUAAUACAAUUAAAGAGACACGAAACUGGCUGCAUUACAUAUCAGGUAAUUAUGUUUCGUUACAUAACUGCUGCCUUCCUCUUUAAAUGACAAGAACUUCAUUAAGCGCACAUGCUUUAAAGAGCCAGCGCAAAAAAAAGGAGGAAUUCAGUAGUAAUGCGAUCGUUCCACAUCACUUUGAAUUUACUUUGUCAGUGUGUUAUUAAUACACUGCUUAGAUGUCUCCUUCCCGGCUGUGCAUUCAGAAGGUGAGGAUGGGUGUUACUGUGUGAGGAAUUAAAGAUCCUCCCAGCGGUUCUGUCCUUCAGACCGAGCUGGAGAUCAUGGAGGCUGGAUCUGUGGUUUUGUCACAGGACUCUCAGUGGUUCGUUUUUAAUGGUUCCUCCAACAGCAGCACACACACCCCCUUGCUCGAAGAAUCGCUCUUUGUGUCGGGAAGCCCUCGUCGUGUGUUGGGGACUGUAGGGAUGGUCAUAAUCAUACUUCUCACUGGCUCCAUAAGUCUACUUACAGUCCUGGGCAACGUCCUGGUUCUGCUUUCAAUCAAAGUCAACCGCAAUCUCCGAACCAUCAACAACUAUUUCCUUUUUAGUCUCGCCUGCUCGGACCUUAUCGUCGGUGUGUUUUCUAUGAAUCUCUACAUUGUUUACGUGGUGAAAGGAUAUUGGCCUUUGGGGCCGCAAAUGUGCGACUUGUGGUUGGUUGUGGAUUACGUGGUGAGUAACGCCUCUGUGAUGAACCUCCUGUUGAUCUGCUUUGAUCGCUACUUCUGCGUGACCCGACCUUUGAGUUACCCUACCAAACGCACCGCGAGGUGGGCUGGGGCGAUGAUUACGGUGGCUUGGUUACAGUCUCUGCUUCUGUGGGCUCCUGCCAUCCUACUUUGGCAGGCUGGGAGGGACCGAAGUAAAGUUCCUGAGGGACAAUGUUACAUCCUGCUACUUGCUAACCCGGCUGUAACCCUCGCUACGACCAUCCCGGCAUUUUACAUUCCCGUUAUAAUCAUGACAGUACUGUACACGCGGAUAUCCCUGGCAAGCCAGAGGCAGGUUCACAAGUUGAAACCUGAAUCCGCAAAUCUUUUUCAUCCAUCCAAAACAAGCAGAGUAAAGUCUCUUGCGAACCCUGACCUAGUGAAUGACAUUAAACCGUGCUCCUGCCAACAAGAGUUGGAUCUCGGUAGAACCAAACAACUCUUCAGCCUCCCUUCCGUAGAGUUCAGCAAAACUGAGUACUCCGUGGAUUCAAGUCCCGACGUUUCUGCCGAAGACCGAGGCCUGGAUGCGGAAGCUUCAAGACUGAAGAACUCGACUGAAAUGAACAGGAAAACACAAGCUGACUGUCUUCAAACCAAUGAUGCCGUUCAGGUUCAAAGGCAAACAUCCAAUAUGGUCUCCAAGAACGCCAAACGUAAAGCUCUGAGGGAGAGGAAGGUGACCAAGACUGUCCUUGCUGUUCUCCUGGCCUUCAUCAUCACUUGGACACCCUACAGUGUUAUGGUUCUGAUUGGUACCUUCUGCCGCUGGUGUGUCCCUGAGGUUCUGUGGAUGGUGGGCUACUUUCUGUGCUACGUCAACAGCACGGUUAAUCCUGUAUGCUAUGCGCUCUGUAAUGCCACCUUCAAGAGAACAUUCAAACGACUGUUGAGCUGCAAGUUCAAGAAUCUGACAUUAAAAUAACUCUUGAUCAAAGAGGAUCCUGAAUUUU
Messenger RNA from Danio aesculapii, 1735 nucleotides. It is a transcript of the gene chrm4b, whose product is annotated as cholinergic receptor, muscarinic 4b. Gene Ontology annotation, molecular function: G protein-coupled acetylcholine receptor activity. The record is from RefSeq and is a predicted model, not a curated record. Gene Ontology annotation, biological process: adenylate cyclase-activating adrenergic receptor signaling pathway. Lineage: Eukaryota; Metazoa; Chordata; Actinopteri; Cypriniformes; Danionidae. Gene Ontology annotation, cellular component: plasma membrane. The transcript has 2 exons. The coding region runs from base 352 to 1707 and encodes 451 amino acids.